ACUGACCCCCAACCCCUUAUCCUUCUUGUUUAAGACAUGGGUGUGCAGUGAUUUGCUUUUGGGGGAUAAAACCCACAGUUUGGGAGUGGAGAGGGAUAUUACAGAGCAGGAUGGCCUGGAGUAAGGUACCUCUGCUUUUGCAUGGAUUUUUCCUGCUGGUUCUGUGUAAACCCUCCCUUCAAGGAGGAAUCUACAUACCAGCUGGUGCAGGGGGAGGAGCUGGAACUGGAUUAGGGGGUGGACUUGGAACUGGAGCUGGACUUGGUGCUGGAACAGGUCCAGGAGGAGGAUUUGGUGCUGGAAUUGGAAGUGUUGGGCCAGGAGUUGGUCCUGGAGGUCUUGGAAUAGGCCCAGGAACUGGAAUCAGACCUGGAACUGGAGUUGGAGGAAUACCUAGUUUCAAACCAGGAAAGACAGGAGGCUUUGGAGGUAGUGGUCCUGGGGGGCAAGGUGCUGGACUGGGUGUUGGAGGCCUUGGGGGACUUGGGCCUGGUGCUGGAGGUUUAGGGGGACUUGGGCCUGGUGGUGCAGGGCUUGGGGGAGUUGGCCUUGGUGGAGCAGGGCUUGGUACAGGAGGACUUGGUACUGGUGGAUUAGGCACCGGAGGUCUCGGAACAGGUUCAUUCGUCAAGCCACCUAAAACAGGAGGAUAUGGAAGUCUACCAGGAAUAGGACCAGGUGGUACAGGUGUUGGUCCUGGAUCACUUGCACCUGGAGGAGUUGGUCCCUCUGGCAUUGGUCCAGGAGGCAUUGUACCAGGAGGAAUAGGACCUGGUGGUAUAGUACCUGGUGGCAUUAGACCCGGUGGCAUAGGACCCGGUGGCACUGGUGCCAUAGGAACUGGACCAGGAAGUGUUGGACCUGGAGGAACUGGUGCUGGUGUUGGAACUGGAGGCCUUGGAGCAGGUGCUGGUGGCAAACCCCCUAAACCAGGUGAGUUAUGGGGGUUUUGGAACUGGAGGUCUUGCUGGCCUUGGACUCAGGCCAGGGGUGCAGGCCCUGGAGGUGUAGUACCGGGUGGUUUUGGUGUUGGUCUUGGAGCUGGUGGCACUGGCACAGGAAUACCUGGACAAGGUGUGGGCACUGGUGUGGGAGGGUUUGGCCCUGGUGGAGCUGGUCAAGUAGGUGCUGGAAGAGGUGUGGGAGGAAAACCACCCAAAACAGGUUAUGGAGGUCUUGGUGGUUAUGGAGGUAUAGGACCUGGUGGCAUUUUUCCUGGUGGCGUUGGACCUGGUGGCUUUGGACCAGGUGGCAUUGUCCCUGGUGGUGUUGGACCAGGUGGCGUUGGACCAGGUGGCAUUGUUCCUGGUGGUGUUGGACCAGGUGGCAUUGUCCCUGGUGGUGUUGGACCAGGUGGCGUUGGACCAGGUGGCAUUGUUCCUGGUGGUGUCGGACCAGGUGGCAUUGUCCCUGGUGGUAUUGGACCAGGUGGCGUCAGGCCAGGUGGCAUUGGACCAGGUGGCAUUGUUCCUGGUGGUGUUGGUCCAGGUGUCUUUAGUCCAGGAGCAGGCAGAAAACCUGGGAAACCAGGUUAUGGCGGGCCUGGCGGUUUUGGUGGUGGUGGUGGAUUGCUUGGAACAGGAAGUCUUGGAGCAGGUGCUAUUCCACUUACACCUGGAGGUGCUGGAACAGGCUAUCCAUCAGGUAGCUAUAGUGGAUAUGGUACUUAUCCUGGAGCUGGAACUGGUCAGAAACCACCAAAACCAGGAAUUGGAACUGGAGGUGUAGGAAUUGGACCAGGUGGCACAGGAAUUGGAAUAGGUGGUGCAGGAAUUGGCCCAGGUGGCACAGGAAUUGGUCCAGGUGGAGCUGGAGUUGGUCCAGGUGGAGUUGGAGUUGGACCUGGAGGUGUAGGAACUGGACCUGGUAGCACUGGAACUGGAAUUGGAGGAGCAGGAGUUUCACCUGGUGGAGCACCUUUUCUCCCUCAAACUGGCUUACCAGGAACUGGGACAGGUGCUGGGGGAAAAGUCGGAAAGAUUGGGAAAGCACCAGUGCCAGGGAUUGGGAUUCCUGGACUAUACCAAGGGGGUUUAGUUCCUGGACAUGGUUUUGGCGGUAGAGGCGUUCUGCCAGGUGUAGCCACUGGUUCUCAAACUGGGCAGCUUGGUCAAGGUGCACUUGGAGCCAAUGGAGGCCGAGGAGGAUUUGGUCAACAAAUACCAGGCGUGUUCCGUGGAUAUCCUCUUAUAUCACCAAAGUCUGGAGGUACAAACGCUGCAAAGUCUCAGGCUAAAGCUGCCAAGUAUGGGGCUGGUGGUGUUCCAGGACUCGGUGGUGGGCUUGGUGUAGGAGGUAUACCUGGUUCAGGUGGUGUUCCAGGCAUUGGUGGUAUACCAGGUGCAGGUGGUGUGCCAGGCAUAGGCGGCAUACCUGGUGCAGGCGGUGUGCCAGGAAUAGGUGGUGUUCCAGGUGCAGCUGGUGUUCCAGGUGUUGGAGUCAUUCCUGGAGCUAGCGGUGGAACUCCUGGUGUUCUAUAUCCAGGAGGUUCCUAUCCUGGGGGAGCUGGGGCAAAAGCUAGAAAGUAUGCUUCUGGGGUAGGAACUGGUGGACUUCCUGGUUCUGGCUUGGGAGUGGGUGGUCUUGGAACUGGAGGACUUCCGGGUUCUGGCUUGGGAGUGGGUGGUCUUGGAACUGGAGGACUUCCUGGUUCUGGUUUGGGCGUGGGUGGCCUUGGAGCUGGAGGACUUCCUGGUGCUGGUUUGGGAGUUGGUGGCCUUGGAGCUGGAGGACUUCCUGGUUCUGGUUUGGGCGUGGGUGGCCUUGGAGCUGGAGGACUUCCUGGUGCUGGUUUGGGAGUUGGUAGUCUUGGCACUGGUGUAAUCCCUGGCAUCGGAGUUGUUCCAGAAGGAUAUGCUGCAGCCAAAGCAAGAAAAUAUGCUCAGCUUGGACGUCCUGGUGGGACUUUGCCAGGUGGGGCAGCCGGUGUGUCUGGUGUUGGACUUGGUGGACUACCUGGUGGAGGUCUUGGGAUUGGUGGACAACCAGGAAGUGGAAUUGGAGGGCUACCUGGAGGUGGACUUGGUGGAUUACCUGGUGGAGGAGCUGGUGGACUGCCUGGUGGUGGAGUUGGUGGGCUUCCUAGCGGUGGUGCUGGAGGACUCCCUGGCUCUGGCACAGGAUAUGCAGAGGCAAAAGCUCGUAAAUAUGGUCUGCUUGGUGGAGGUGCUGGUUUAGGCCCAGGCACUGGAUUAGCUGCAGGUAUUCCAGGUGGUUUACCAGGCACUGGUGUCAGACCAGUUGUGGCAGGAACUGGGGCUGGACAAAGUGUCCCUGGUGUGGGUUUUGGUCCAGGAGGUGUACCCGGUGGUGGGCUUGGACCUGGCAGUGUUCCUGGAAGUGCAUUUGGACCUGGAGGAUACGCUGGGGCCAAAGCUCGCAAAUAUGGCUUUACUGGUGGAGCUGGUGGAACAGGAUUGCCUGGAGGAUUAGGAGGAUCAAUUGGCAGUGGAACAGUGUCAGGUGUUGGAGGUGCUGGAGGAAUACCAGGCGGCGGAAUUGGACCUGGAGGGGCACCAAUUGGUGGUUAUGGACCAGGAGGAGCACCAGUCGGUGGCUACAGACCUGGAGGUGUACCAGUAGGUGGUUAUGGGCCAGGAGGAGUACCUGCUGGAGGAUAUGGACCUGGCUCUGGAGCAUAUCCAGGUGGAUCAAAGGCCCUAAAAUAUGGUCUUGGUGGUAGUGGAGGAGCUGCAGGACUUGGUCUGCAGGGUCAGGUAGGAACCGGUCCAUCAGGAGGAUUUGGCACGGGGGCAGGGCCAGUUGGUGGUUAUGGUCCAGGGACUGUAGGAGGUCCUGGGUCUGGAUUUGCUGGAGCAGGAAGCAGAGGAGGGCUUGGGCCUGGGUAUGGAACAGGUGCUGGAGGAUAUGGACCUGGAUCAAAGGCAGCUAAAUAUGGUUUACCUGGAUCUGGAGGGGUUUUGGGAGCAGGAGGUGUCCUAGGAGCUGGAACAGGAUUGGUGGGAGGUCCUGGAGUUCUACCUGGAGGUGUUGGGACCGGUGUUGGAUAUGGAGGAUAUGGAGGAGCACAAAAACCACCAAAAUAUGGACAACCAGCUGGUGGGGCUGGAAGUGUGUUGGGUGGGUUGUUACCAGCAACUGGUGGAACUGGGGCCACAGGAACCGGAAUUGGAACUGGUGGUGUAGGUGGGGCUGGAGGUACACCAGUUUCAGGAACCAAGCCAGACAAAUAUGGCAUCAUAGGAGGAACGGCAAUUCCAGGAAGCACAGCUGCUACCGGCACAGAUCGUGGAGCAGAAUCUAAACCUGGAGUUGAUGGAGCGAUUGGCAGUCCUGAUGGUGCAACCCGUGGUGCUGGAGAAGGUCAAGGUGGAACAAAAGCUCCCAAGACUGAAUCUGGCGGACCAAUAGAGGGAUCAGGUGUUACUGGUGGGUCCACUGAUUCUGACGGACUUGAUGGGGUUGCUGGGACAGGAAUACCCAUCUUAGCUGGAGAAAGACCAGGUGUCUCUGGAACUGUACCAGGAGUUGGUGAUAGUGGAACACUACCAGGAGCCAAACCACUAAAGCCCCCAGGCAUUGGAGGUGGAGCCAUUGCUGGACGUGGAGAUACCCCAGGAACUAUUGAAGGAGGACCUGGAAUUGGAGGCAGUGGUCCAGGUGGGGUUGGUGGAGUUCCAGGAGGAGCUGGUGGAGUUCCAGGAGGAGUUGGCGUAGUUCCAGGAGGAGCUGGUGGAGUUCCAGGGGGAGUUGGUGGAGUUCCAGGAGGAGCCGGUGGAGUUCCAGGUGGAGUUGGUGGAGUUCCAGGAGGGGUUGGUGGAGUUCCAGGGGGAGUUGGUGGAGUUCCAGGAGGGGUUGGUGGAGUUCCAGGAGGAGCCGGUGGAGUUCCAGGUGGAGUUGGUGGAGUUCCAGGAGGGGUUGGUGGAGUUCCAGGGGGAGUUGGUGGAGUUCCAGGAGGGGUUGGUGGAGUUCCAGGGGGAGUUGGUGGAGUUCCAGGAGGAGUUGGUGGAGUUCCAGGGGGAAUUGGAGGAGUUAAACCACCUAAAUUUUACGGUGGUACAGGUGGAACUGGAGCUUUUGGAACUGGAGCUUUUGGAGUUGGAGGUGUAGGUGGGACUGGUCCAGCUGGAACAGGGGGAGCUGGACUUCUGCCUGGAGGUGGUGGUUUUCUACCAGGAGGUUAUGGAGGAGCUGGAGCUUUAGGAGCCGGUGGGAUCCAGCCAGGGACUGGCCUCAGGUUUCCCAGUGGGGCUGCAGUUGGCAGCAAACUAGGCAAAGUUUAUGGGGCAGCAGGCGCACUUGGUGGGCUUGGAGGCCCAGGUGGAUAUGGAACAGGACCCGGUGGCUUUGGAGCUGGUCCAGGUGGCUAUGGUGGUGGCCAAGGCAGUGCUGGUGGACUUGGAGGGCCUGGAUUUGGUGGACUUGGUUAUGGUCCUGGCGCUGUGAAACCACCUAAAAGCUAUGGAGGAGCUGGAACAUUGGGAGGGGCUGGAAGAGGAGGAAUUGGGGGAGGUCUUGGUGGUGGUUUAGGAGUACGACCAGGAGGGGCUGGAGGUCUUGGUGGUGGUCUAGGAAUAGGACCAGGAGGGGCUGGAGGUCUUGGUGGUGGUCUAGGAAUAGGACCAGGAGGGGCUGGAGGUCUUGGUGGUGGUCUAGGAGUAGGACCAGGAGGGGCUGGAGGUCUUGGUGGUGGUUUAGGAGUAGGACCAGGAGGGGCUGGAGGUCUUGGUGGUGGUCUAGGAGUUGGACCAGGAGGUGUUGGUGGAGGUCCUGGAGGAGUUGGAGGGCUGGGUGGAGGGUUAGGUGCCAGAUAUCCAGGUGGUGGCGUGGGACCUGGAGUUGCGAAACCUGGAAAAUCAGGGUAUGGAGGUUUAGGUACAGGUGGAGGACUAGGAGGUCUAGGAGGAGGUGCUGGAAGCCCACUAGGAACUGGCUUUGGCACAGGUUUACUGGGUGGUCAAGGCUAUCAACCAGGUUAUGGUGGCACUGGUGCAGGGGGACCUGGAAGUGCUCCACUUACACCUCAGCAAUCAAAAGCAGCCAAAUAUGCAGCUCUUCAAGGCUUUCUAGGUGCUGGAGGCUACAGAGGGGGCACAGGAUGCCAAGGCAAAUACUGCGGAAGAAGGAGGAAGUGAGAAACCAGCUGAUAAAAGAGACCUCAUAAACAAGUGGUGCUACUGCCUGAUCUCAAAUGCACUUUUUUUACAGUUUAAAAGUGCCUCAUGUAAUAUGUGAGAGAUUUGGACUUACACUAAAGAAUUUUUCAGCCGUAUGAUUAGAUGUGAUGUGAACCUCACAAAGGCACUCUUUGCACUGCCUAAACUCCCUUUACUUUACUUAUGUCACUAUACAUUUUCUACAAGUUUAACAUGAUUGGUUGUUUUUGUUGUUGUUGUUUUUUAAUGUUCCCUCUUAAAAUCCUGCAGUUUCAGCUGUGCAUCUCUUAUGGUUUUGCAGCAGUUGCUCACUUACACUUAGCUGUGUAUUUAGACACAUGCAAUCUAGGGACGUGUCGCUGCUAUUUCAGGAUGAAAUGUGACGGUUGGGGGGAAGCAGCGUCAUUAGGCUUUAUGUUCCAAUCACCUAUCAAGUAAAAGGAGCCAGUUUUCUUUCCAGCUGUAUGCAUAUGAGUUCAUGAACCCUUCAUGACAUCUUCAUUCAAAGCAUAGUCACAUGAAGGAACAGGAUCUAGGCUUACCAAUUUUAGUCUUAUAAGAACAAAGUGCUUGUCGUAACUGCAGUAGACAGCAUCUAAGUACUGAGGAUUAUAAGCUGUCUUCAACAAUACCUCAGGAACUUGAAGCGGUUUCUUUUCUAGUAUCCUGACCUUAGUAAAACCUUGUUUUUGUUUGUUUGUUUUAACGUAACUCUUAAAUUAAAAUGUUGGGGUUUUUAGGGUAUCUAUGCAUCUAACCUAACUCGUCUGGGGAUUUUAAGCAUUGUGUGUUGUGAAUGUUGUAUCUGUGUUUGUAUAAGUGCAACUAUUCAAAUGUGACAUGAAGGUAUGAUAAAGGCAAUUCAUCUAGUGAAUCCUCUCGCAUUGUUUACCUUUGUUCUUCACGUUUAUGCACUUGUUACUUUGUGGAACUCCAACACAUUUUUGUAUGACCUUUGGUGUUAUUUGGGCCUUUUAUCUAC
Puntigrus tetrazona (Sumatra barb) is the source of this 7098-nucleotide messenger RNA. RefSeq names its product elastin b (gene elnb). The record is from RefSeq and is a predicted model, not a curated record. Gene Ontology annotation, molecular function: extracellular matrix structural constituent. The transcript is spliced from 58 exons. Lineage: Eukaryota; Metazoa; Chordata; Actinopteri; Cypriniformes; Cyprinidae. Bases 111 to 6095 code for a protein of 1994 amino acids.